AACAAUAACGGAAAUAUUGUUAUCUAUACGAAAUAGGAUAAACAUUUUUGCUCAAGCUUUAAAUAUGCGGCUUAAAUACCUAAUGUUACAAAAAGAAAACAAGAUUUAAAGUUUAUUUAACAUGUGGAUUGCUGGCCCGAUGUUUUAAGAGAAUACUGUGUGUUUGUUUUCCUGGCUAAUAUCGAUUUUAUCAGAUGGAGCAUCUUUGCAUGUAACAAAAAGGCGCCCGGAAAAGGUUUCCUUUCACACAGGAUAUUAAACUAAUUAGAUCCUGAGGGGAUAACUAAUCAACAUAAUCAUGAAACGACAAAACGUACGAACCCUUUCACUUGUGGUGUGCACCUUUACCUAUCUCCUAAUUGGAGCAGCGGUUUUCGACUCACUGGAAUCAAAAACGGAGGCCAAGCGAUGGGAGUUCCUGCAAGCUGUUAAGAAUAACUUUGUCAAGAAAUACAAUGUGAGCGACGAGGAUUUCCGGGUGAUGGAAAUCGUUAUAAUUGAAAACAAACCGCACAAAGCUGGGCCACAAUGGAAGUUUGCAGGGGCCUUUUAUUUUAGCACUGUUGUCCUGGCCAUGAUAGGUUAUGGACACUCCACACCUGUUACCAUUCCGGGAAAAGCUUUUUGCAUGGGUUAUGCCAUGGUGGGCAUUCCUCUGGGCCUCGUGAUGUUCCAGUCGAUUGGUGAACGUCUUAACAAGUUCGCUUCGGUCAUCAUAAGACGGGCAAAGAGGGCCAGCGGAGCUCGGUGUACGGAUGCCACCGAGAUGAACCUCAUGUUGGCCACGGGAAUGCUCUCCUCGAUUAUUAUCACCACCGGAGCGGCAGUAUUUUCCCGCUAUGAAGGCUGGAGCUACUUUGACAGCUUCUACUACUGUUUUGUCACCCUGACGACCAUCGGUUUUGGGGACUAUGUGGCCCUGCAGAAUGACCAGGCUCUCACCAAUAAGCCAGGUUAUGUAGCCCUGAGUUUGGUCUUCAUCCUCUUCGGCUUGGCUGUGGUGGCUGCCAGUAUCAAUCUGUUGGUGCUACGCUUCAUGACCAUGCAAGCGGAGGAUGCCAAGAGGGAUGAACAGGAUGCCCAGAAUUUGGCAGGAAAUGCCCAGCCGGUGACCUUUGAUGAUGAGUCCACGUAUAACAUGCAUGGCAAGCUGCUGGAGAAUAACUAUACCACUGAGAAUGAUGAGACCGCCUCCCUGUGCUCCUGCACCUGCAUGGGCGGCACUCGAUGCCUCAACCAUGAGCAGUUCAUUGAUCCGGACUUCCAACCCACGGAUAUCAUUGAGAGCACCUUUUGCUUGAAGCGCGCCUCCGUCUGAUAUCCGUACAGCCAGCUGUGGAACUCCUCUAUAUAGGAACCAGAGCCGAUUUAUAGUUAUACAAUCCCGUAGAGACCCAACCGCCGGUUUUGAAACGUUGGUUGUUAGACGAACCUUCCCUACGCAGAUAUUUACACGUGGAUGGGUCGAUUAUUGUGGAUGAAGAUAGGAAAAACAUAUAUAGAAGUUGAUCAAAAAUAGAUUAAACUGCACAUAAUUAAGCAUAUUUAGCAGCUUUAAAAGACCACAAAAAGCCUAAAUACGUUUGGGACUUUGGAAGACAUAAACCUUAACAGAUUGAUUAAAGGAAAAUUUAUAUUACUCAAGAAGUGAGAUAGACUACUAUCCAUAUACUAGAAAUUCCCCACAAUAAUCGACCCACUCCCCAUAUACACACAUUUACAAAGGAGGUACCUCCAAGGACCCAUGUCAAUAUCAAUCACAUCAUCUGGUUGGGCGCCCAACGAAGCCUUAGAAGGUUUCGUGGUGACCCCACCGUCAUCCAUCCCAUCUCGAAUUUUAGCCCUAAGAUGUUUUAACCAAAGCACUAUUAAAUGUUUUUUGCCCUAAAACAAGUAAGCUGUGAUUUUUGAAAAAU
Drosophila serrata is the source of this 1916-nucleotide messenger RNA. RefSeq names its product TWIK-related acid-sensitive K[+] channel 7 (gene Task7). Gene Ontology annotation, cellular component: plasma membrane. The record is from RefSeq and is a predicted model, not a curated record. Gene Ontology annotation, biological process: potassium ion transmembrane transport; stabilization of membrane potential. NCBI's taxonomy places the organism in Eukaryota, Metazoa, Arthropoda, Insecta, Diptera, Drosophilidae. Gene Ontology annotation, molecular function: potassium ion leak channel activity; outward rectifier potassium channel activity.